Molecule: messenger RNA, 2366 nt
Organism: Perognathus longimembris pacificus (Pacific pocket mouse)
Lineage: Eukaryota; Metazoa; Chordata; Mammalia; Rodentia; Heteromyidae
Gene: Cryz
Product: crystallin zeta
Exons: 9
Coding region: 438-1409 (323 amino acids)
Cellular component (GO): cytosol
Molecular function (GO): zinc ion binding; NADPH binding; mRNA 3'-UTR binding
Source: RefSeq, a predicted model, not a curated record
UUCUGAACAGGAGUCCAGAUUUCAGAUGCAGAAAAGGGCUCAGAAAGGAAAGGCCAAAAAGAUCACUGCCAGCUGCAGGCCAGAGGCUAGUAGAUGAUAGAGCUAGGAUUCAAACCCAGAGCACAACUAGUAGAUGAUAGAGCUAGGAUUCAAACCCAGAAUGCUUAGAAUCUAUGGCCCACAUACUUUCUGUGGCACCAUGUUGAAGAGAAAACUGUGCUCUCAUUUCUACCAUAGGAAAUUGAUCUGGGCAGUAUUGUUAUUUUUUUAUGUCUGCAUUCACUUUUUGCCUAAGAAAAUCCCAAUUUGAGUGAUAACUGAAAAUAUGUAGUUGUGAGAUUACUGACUCUAGAUCACCAUGGCAACUGGACAAAAGUUGAUGAGGGCUAUUCGGGUUCAUGAAUUCGGUGGACCAGAAGUGCUGAAACUGCAUUCGGAUGUUGUUGUACCAGUUCCAAAAGACCGUCAGGUGGAAAUUAUUACUCUACUUAGGCAAUGAUUACUCUGAACAUGAGAUCCUACCACACCAAGUUCUGAUCAAAGUCCAUGCAUGUGGGGUGAAUCCAGUGGAAACUUACAUUCGCUCUGGUACUUACAGUAGAAAACCGGCCUUACCCUAUACUCCUGGCAGCGAUGUGGCUGGGUUAAUAGAAUCUAUAGGAGAUCAUGUAUCUGCUUUCAAGAAAGGUGACAGAGUCUUCAGCACCCGCACCAUCUCAGGGGGCUACGCCGAGUAUGCACUCGCCGAUGAUCACACUGUUCACAUGCUGCCAGAGGAGCUGGACUUCAAACAAGGCGCUGCCAUCGGUAUCCCAUACUUCACUGCCUACCGAGCUUUGCUCCACAGUGCCCAUGUGAAAGCUGGGGAAAGUGUUCUGGUUCAUGGGGCCAGUGGAGGAGUUGGAUUAGCGACAUGCCAAAUUGCUAGAGCUUAUGGCUUAACGGUUUUGGGCACAGCCGGUACUGAGGAAGGACAAAAGCUUGUCUUGGAAAACGGAGCCCAUGAGGUGUUUAAUCACAGAGAAGUUAAUUAUAUUGAUAAAAUCCAGAAAUCUCUUGGUGGAAAGGGCGUUGAUGUGGUUAUUGAAAUGUUAGCUAAUGUAAAUCUUAGUAAUGACUUGAAACUUCUGUCUUAUGGAGGACGAGUAAUAGUUGUUGGCAGCAGAGGUCCUAUUGAAAUAAACCCACGGGACACCAUGUCAAAAGAGUCUAGUAUAAUUGGAGUUUCUCUCUUUUCAUCCACUAAGGAAGAAUUUCGGCAAUAUGCAAAAGCCCUUCAAGAUGGAAUAAAAGCUGGUUGGUUGAAACCUGUAAUAGGCUCCCAGUAUCCCUUGGAGAAGGCAGCUCAGGCCCAUGAAAAUAUCAUUCAUAGCAGUGGUACUAUUGGGAAAAUGAUCCUUCUCUUGUGAUGAUUAAUACUGUCAUGGACUUUCUGGAUAAUUAAGAGAGUUUUUUUUCCUUGGUACUACAUACACUGUCAUUAACAUUCAUUUGAUUCUGUAAAUUUCAUAUACUAAAAAGAUUUCUCUUUAGGGAGCAGAUACAAUGCGGCAAAUUUUAUUUCAUAGCUGACAACAUUUUCAUGCCUCAUCUCUAACUCAGGUUCAGCGGUCUUCAAAGGAGGAAAUGGCAUGGUAAUAAUGGCCAUGUGGCUUUGGGCUGCAUCUCAGAAAUUCUUACUUGAUUAAUUCUAAACCUUUGACUGAAAUGUGGUAAUUCUAAAUUAGACUGUUAAAUUUGCCAGGAUUUCUGGGCCUACUUUAUUUAUGAGUCACUAAUAAACAAGACAACCCAGAACUGUCUUGGACUCAAGAGUUUCUGGGCUGAAAAAGCAACAAGCACACAAAUAAAAAGUUUUUCUGAACAACUAUUCUCAUCUAAAUCCAUAAAUCUCAUAGAAGGACAGAAAUAAACAAUAUCCAAGGAAAAUUGUUAGCUUUCCCAAUACUUCUCAAAACUAGAGUAUUCUCUGUAUUACUGAUUGAUCACAUGUGCUGCAAGAGCAACCUUAUAUUUACCCUUUAUUUUCAAAUGGAUAAUUCUUGAUUGAUUUGAUUUCCAGAAUACGUUUAGAGUUGCCCACUUGUGUGAAAUAGUUGUAUGUAUGUAUUUUACUUAAAUUACUGAGCUGAUAAACCAACACUUUAAGAGUGGUCUGAAUUUGUUUUUAUAACAUGAUAAUCUAUGAUAAAACCUAUAUAAAAUGAAAUCCUGUGUUUGACUAGUUUGUCUUUGUCAUUUCUACCUUCCAUCACUGCUGCCCAGUUUCUAAUGGUUGCUUGCUAAUGAUUUUCUGUGUGAACUCUUUUAAACAUCUGAAUACCAACAGUAUAGUAUGUCUAGUAAAUUUGUUCUUUUUAAGAUGA